Messenger RNA from Electrophorus electricus (electric eel), 3306 nucleotides. It is a transcript of the gene epb41l4b, whose product is annotated as erythrocyte membrane protein band 4.1 like 4B. The record is from RefSeq and is a predicted model, not a curated record. Gene Ontology annotation, biological process: actomyosin structure organization. Gene Ontology annotation, cellular component: cytoskeleton. Lineage: Eukaryota; Metazoa; Chordata; Actinopteri; Gymnotiformes; Gymnotidae. Gene Ontology annotation, molecular function: cytoskeletal protein binding.
GUCAGUCAAGAAAAGGAAAACAAGCGGGUGUCACCCACCGUCGGCUCGCGAAGCUGAAGCUCACCGGGAGUUCGAGUUUCAGCUAGGGUCCUUCAUAGCGACAUAAAGAUUUACGCUAGAGUGGGGGGGGGAACUGGGAAGCUACUCGCGGCUUCUGCGCAAGGCAAGAGGCAGGUGUGCGUCCGCUUUGCCGCACAUGAAAAAACUGCCCCACGAGACCAGCACUCUGAGGUGGGGGCAACAGCCUGUUACGGGUCUGUGUCCUUACUCACUGCAUUGUGCAGGCGACUCCGGUUGUCGCCGCCUCCGUCGCAGCGGAGAGCUCUCAGAAACGGCCGUGCCUUGCUCUCGGGAGUGUCGCCGUGUCGCGGUGUAAUCUCAGCGUCGCUUUCGCAGGUUGCUCGGAGCCCCCUUUCUUCUACGUAGAGUAAGAUGAUGGGCUUUCUGCGCAGGACAUUUAGCCUUCGAACACGGAGGCGCUUUCGACCGUCGGACGAGCUUGAUGGAAACGGUAGAGGAGGCAACACAGUGCUCCAGGCACACCAGCAGCAGGUGAUACACGCGCCCACGGUGGUAACCGGGGGCACCGUAGUCCACAUCCCUGCGUCGGGGAAUGGUAAAGCGGCCAUCACUUGCAGAGUCCUGCUUCUUGAUGGAUCUGAUGUCAGUGUUGAGUUACCGAAACAUGCAAAGGGGCAGGACCUGUUUGAUCAGAUCAUGUACCAUUUGGAUCUGGUUGAAGCUGAUUAUUUUGGGCUGCAGUUCAUGGAUCCAGAGCAGGUCGCACACUGGCUAGAUGCAACCAAACUCAUAAAGAAGCAGAUUACAUAUGGCCCUCCAUACAGAUUGUUUUUCAGGGUGAAAUUCUAUUCCUCUGAGCCCAGUAACCUUCAUGAAGAGUUCACCAGGUAUCUCUUUGUGUUGCAGCUCAGGCAAGACAUUCUGUCCGGCAAGUUAAAGUGUCCAUAUGAUGUUUCUGUGGAGCUUGGGGCUUAUUGCCUACAGAGUGAGCUGGGAGACUGUGACCCACUGGAACAUUUUCCAUUGCUCGUGUCAGAGUUCCGUUUCUCACCCAAGCAGACAGAGAUCAUGGAAGCAGACAUUUAUCGCAAGUGGGCAGAGUGCAGAGGAAUGAGCCCAUCACAGGCGGAGCUGAAUUUUUUGAAUAAGUGCAAAUGGCUGGAGAUGUACGGAGUUGACAUGCAUUUUGUGAAGGGCCGUGACGGAGGGGAGUACGCCCUGGGGCUUACUCCAACUGGAAUUCUGGUGUUUGAAAAAUCCAAUAAAAUUGGUCUCUUCUUCUGGCCUAAAAUCACACGUCUGGAUUUUAAGAGGAACAGGCUGACAUUAAUGGUAGUGGAAGAUGAUGAGCAGGGUCGUGAGCAGGAACACACGUUUGUGUUUCAGCUCUCCAGUUCUCACAUGUGUAAGGAACUGUGGAAGUGCGCCGUGGAGAGUCAUGCCUUUUUCCGUCUGCGACAGCCCGCCCAGACUAAGAGCAGCCGCAGUGACUUCACACGCUUGGGCUCACACUUCCGUUUCAGUGGGCGGACCGAGUACCAGACCGCUCAUUCGGGCAGGCUGAGGAGGGCCAGCACAUUCGAGAGGCGACCCAGCAAAAGAUACCCAUCCAGAACCCAGUCACUAGGCAAGGCCAUUACUCCAGCGAAGCACCCACAUCAGAGUGGCCAGUCAAGCCCUGAACACAGCCUGAAACUGUAUCAACACAACAUUCCUCUUGGUCAGGAGCCCUGGACGAGGACCCACCCAGCGAGUCUGACCCCACCCCUUUACAUACAGCCCACUGAGCGGGGACACACCCCUCCACCUCACAGUUUCCCGCUGAGCAGUGCAGACAGCCGAAGGUUUAGUGUGGAGGAGAAUGAGCUGCCGCAUUCCGGAAGGGCCCAUCGCUGCUAUUAUCACCAUGGAUACGACAAGCAGGAAACCCCAUGCCUCACUUUAGCCAAACCCAAGCCGUGGGUCAUUCCUGUGGGCCACACUGAAGAGCCCGAUCGAGCUCUGAGGAGUCCAAAUCAGCUGCGUAAUUUGAAUCCGAUGGAACCAGAUUCCAACCCUUGGCCAGCCCUGCACAUCAAUAUUGACACAGCAGAAGAGAAGCCUUUAUCAGAGAAGAGUCUCCCCUCCUCUCCUACAGGCUUACAAGAUCAACUCCACAGUAACGUUCGCCGACAUGUAAUGCAGAGUGAGAGUGGAAGUUCAAAGGGAAACUCCUCCAGCACAGAACACAACAGAGUUCCCAGCUCCUCUCAGGAUUCAGCUUCUAGCAGUGCAAACACAGAGAGGCCAAGAGUGGAACGCCGUAAACGCUUGGUCAGGCAGUUCAGUUUUAACCACAGUGAUGAGGAUGAUCUCCCAGAAGCACUUGCUGCUAUCUCUUCUGAAAGCAGUAUGGGGAGAUCUACAUCUAACAGCUCAUUGGACAAACAGGUCCAACCACCAAUCUACCCACCGCACAAGAGUGUGCCACUGUUGGAACACGGAGACAGAUCUCCCCUGUACUGUCCUAGCUCAGUGUCCCAUCUGCUGCCCCUCAGUGUACACUCACACAGCAAUGAAGACCUGAGACUGGACAGAGAAAAACUGAUGAGGGCUCUACUAAUGACGGAACUCUAAGAACACACACACACACGUGCACACACACGCGCACCUGCCAAAGUAACAUAACAAAAUAUACCUUCAUUUACUGGACUGAAAGAACCUUUGUAUAUAGCAGUUGACCUAAGUCUGUUUGUACAAACAUGUGGAGUUAAAUCUAUUUUUAAUUAGAAAAGCUACUUACCCAUAAAAUUUACAUCUGCCAAAUCAUGUUUAUAAAAAUUCCCAAAAAUGUAGAUUAUUUCACUCCAUGUUUACAUGUACCUAUGGCUUUGCAUUUCAACAUGCAGUUGCAUUAUGAGCUCUGAAUGGUUACUUUGUUCAGUUUAGUUUAGUUCCUUUGUCUUGUACAUCUUCCUCGUUAGACUAAACUGUGUGUGAAGUCACUUGGUCAGACUUGUCUUAGAUAAAUCUGAAAUGAUACACUGUACAUACACACAGUACGUAUGUUGUAAGAAAAAUUACCUUUGACAUUAUCGUUUUUCAUUUAAGAUUUCUAACAUUUUGAUGAAGACUUUUGCAUGUACAGUAUGGAACACAGUAUAUAUAUAUAGUACACAGUAUACAGUACAAUUACAAUAUGCAGAAUACAGUGUAAAGCACACUUAAGUGUACAGUACACAAUAUAUACAACAAACAGUAUAUACAGUACACAGUAUAUACAGCAUACAGUAUAUACAGUACACA